GAUGUUCCGUUCGAAUUCGGCGAAGAACAGAUCGCUGCAAUGGAGGAUCUGAAGGCAGUGCUGCUGGAGUCACCAGCACUACGAGCAAUUAACUACAAUUCCGACGCAUCUGUAAUUUUGGCGGUUGACACCUCGAACAUUGCAGUCAGAUACCAACUUUGCCAGUGUGCGCCGGACAAUCCUAAAGUUCGCUACUUUAGCCGGUUCAGCUCGAUCAUGCUUAACGACCAGCCCAAGCUCAAACUCUACAGUUUAUUCCAUGCCCUGCGAGCAUUGAAAGUUUACCUUAUCGGCAUACGGAAUCUGAUAGUCGAAGUGGAUGCUCGUUAUAUCAAGGAAAUGCUGAAGCAUCCGGACAUCACAUCCUUCGCUAGUAUCAAUCGGUGGAUUGUUGUGAUCCUCAUGUUCCAUUUCAAGCUCAUACAUAUACCAGGUGUGAAUCAUGGACUGGAUGGAUUGUCACGCAGACCUGCACAGUCCGGCGAUGCAUUGGAUGACACCUACGAGAACGAGGACUUCGACGAUUGA
This is a messenger RNA of Laetiporus sulphureus 93-53, 528 nucleotides long. RefSeq lists its product as uncharacterized. The record is from RefSeq and is a predicted model, not a curated record. The transcript is spliced from 2 exons. NCBI's taxonomy places the organism in Eukaryota, Fungi, Basidiomycota, Agaricomycetes, Polyporales, Laetiporaceae. The annotation marks the transcript as partial.